CCCACCCCACCCUCCCCGCUUCCUCAAUCGAACAAGAGUAGAAGACAAUGCCCGCGGCAUUGGCCUUCGGUGUGGCGGGAUGAACUGGGUCGAGCGCGAGGUCCCUCCUCUACCCGUGUCGCCCUCGGCCUCCACGCGGUCGAUUAACAAUGGGAGCAAUACCUCUGCUGCUUCCUUCUGCCGUUUCUUCGCCGUUUCCGGGUCCUCCUUCGGGUACCUUUUGUCGUCGCACUUUCUAUGACUGUGCUGCUAUUACCUCCUAAUUUUAAUAACUGACCUAGGCACUUAGGGUUUCCCCUCCUCCCAACUGCGUUGCUAUGUUCGCUUUGCUUUCUCUAUAAGGGUCGAGCGAGAUUGGAAGCUUGUCAACAUUGUAGGCAAGCAUGCGUUUCUUUUCCAGCUAAUUAAUUACGAUGGCAUGCUACUCUAGCUUAUUUCUUCUUCUAAAUUAUUUCCCUGUUGGCUGGUCGAAGUUUUUCUGGAAGGUGUGUGCUGACUAGAUCAACAACUAAGUAAGCAAUCUGGUUGUUUCAUAUCAGUUCACUACAGAUAUAUGUUACACCAUCUUUUUCUGAAAGCAAGCCUUUGCAUAGUUAUUUAACGGCUUGUUUGGUUUGGCGACUGACCCCAUCCAAGAUCAGUCGUGCGUCACGGGAUUGUUCUUCUUAGGAUCGAAUCGCUGCGGAUGGGGUCGUUUGGAAGCACUUCGUCGCCGAUUCACGACUGUGGCAUGGACAACUCGGUGACAGGCGGGUCGGCCAUGCCAUAGCGUGAUUAGGAUCGGAUGGUUUCGGAUGACACCAUGCUGCAAACCAAAUACUCUGUUAGAGUAAUGCAGGCCAUAUUUUACACAAGCCUUUUGUCCCAAGCAAGUUUAAUUUGGGUAGGCUAAAGAUGAUUACUGAGAGGAGCUAAAAUGUGGAUAUAAUAUGUAUGGAAACGUAAAAUAGUAUUUGUAUUUAUGAAAGGAAAUAUGGCUGAGUGGUGGGAAGCCUCAGCCGUGUCUCAACCUAAGGAGUCCCGGCGUUCAUUCAAUGGAAUGAUCAUCUAUACUUAAUGGAACAUUUGGAAGGGGCAGAACCACAAAAUCUUUGAACAAACUAUCUUGUUGGCGUUGGAGGUUGCCUCAAGAACAAAAGAAGACAUUUUGCAAAAAGCAUGUGUAAUGUUGAUGUCCUGAUCCUGUUUGGUCGCUCAUUUGCCCCAUUGUGCCUUGUUGUAUUGCCUACACAUGUGUUUCUUGUGUUGAGCUAUCCUAUUUUUUGAGGCUGUGGGAGGGUGCCAUGCCAUAGUAUUUUGCCCUAGGUUAUUGUUCUGAUUAACUCUUUUUUCUACCUAAAAUGAAAGGCAGAGCUCCUGCCAAUUUGCUUAAAAAAUUAUAGUAGACAAUAAUAGUAAAUUAAAUAUCAAUUUCAUAGGUCAUGGUUCUGGCACAUGGGUUGCUACUUUUUAUUUUCUUUUUUUUUUUGCUAACAUCAUUUAUCUUUACUCCCAUGUUAGAUUUGGCUGACCUCUCAGUUCCUUGGAGCACAUUCAAUACUUUCUCUGAGUUUUGUAUUUGAUGAAAUGGUAUUCACAUCUGCUCUUUGUUUAGACAAAACUGUAGAUAGGAUAUUGAAAGAGAACUAUGUAUCUACAUUUUGAUUUAUUUGCAUUCCUUUGCUAAGUGAUGUAUGGUAGGUAAAAAAUAUCUUCCUAGCUUCCUUUUUUGUUCACUACCAUCGCCACAUAGUUGUCAUCCCAUAAUCUGAAGUCAAGGUUAAAUAUGGCGCUAAAUUUUCAUGUGGGUCAUAUAUUUGACUUCCACUGCAUAUAUAUUAUUUCCAUAUAUUGUUGGGUUUUUCUGAAGAAAAUUGUGUGGUUGCCUGGGGGUUUUGAGUUGAAAAAACUUGUUCCAAUUUCUCGGUUGGCGGUGGCGGCAUCUGCGGAUGCCGUAUCCUCCUUGGAAGCAACCGCAUGGACAGCCCCUCCCUCUUAGUGGUUGUUUCAAUGUGCAGGGUGUCUCUUGGUUGCUGGAGCCGUGGUGGUCUCGUUGGUGGUUUUUUUGUUGUGGUGGUCGUUUGGUCGCUUCGUCGUGUGGCAGUGUGGGUCGGUGGUUGUGGUUUCUCUGUAUUUCUUCUCUACUAAUACAUAGAUGGGCAGUUAACCUUUCAGGUUCCCUUAAAAAAAUAUGUAUGAAAAAGUAAAAUAGUAUUUGUGUUUCAAGUAGGAAAUAUCAAUUUCAUAGUUCAUGGUUUGGCACAUGGAUUGCUACUUUCCAUGUGCUUUUUUGCUAACAUCAAUUAUAUUUGGAUACGUUCUAUUCUUUUUAAGUCGCUUUUUAUUGAUUCCCCCCAUGUCAGUUUUUUACUGAUAUUGCUAUCUGAAUUCCUUGGAUUCAUAGUCAAUACCAUCUGAAUUUUGUAUUUGAUGAAAAUGAAAUGAUAUUCAUAUCUUCUCUUGUUUAGGCAAAAGUGUGGAUAGUAUAGAAAUAGCAGGAUGCAUCCGGGUUUUGAUUCGUCUGCAUUUCUUUUGUUAACUGAUGUGUGGUAUGUGAAAAAUAUGUUUCUAGAUUCCCUUACGUUUACUUCCAUUGACAUGUCAAUCCAUAAUCUGAAGUCAAGGGUAAAUGUAGCGCUAUGUUUCCAUGUGGGGUCAUAUAUUUAACUUCUACAUGGACCUAUGUUAUGUACAUACUAUUUCCAUAUAUUUUUGGGCUUUUCUGCAAAAUAUUGUGUCACUUCCCAUGGAUUUAUAUGCAAGGGAAAUAUUAUUCCAAAGGAAAGUUCCUCAUCUAGCCUCCUCGCCGUGACAUACCGCCUUCGAUACCAUCGAAGAAAAGAGGGACGGAAUCGAGGAGAUCGAAGCGCUCCUUUGAGCCUGAUCCGAAGAAGGUUUUGGAUUUGAUAUUUGACCAGUGUAGCUUUAUCCCUUCUAGCCUGUUUGCAGUACUUGGCACCAACUUCAUCUUGGCUUAUCACCCAGCACUUUUGCAGCCCUCAUACAACCUACUUCAUUGUGUACGGUCCUUCCUGUUUCUCAUGGGUACCUCCAAAUGUCACCUGCUUAUGAGGGCCCUUAUCUUGACUAUCAUGGCCAUAUCAGUUGUCAUGAGUGCUGCAUUCAUUGUGGCAUUGGUAAUUAAGGACUGCGGGUUUUCUGAGUUCAUGAGAAUCCCUAACACAUUUCUUGUGCUGGUUGUUCUACUGUCCUUUGACUUUGCAAUCUAUUUGGCAUUCAAACAAUCGUGGCCUGUAAGAACUUCGGUGGAUGAGAAAAUAUACUCACAGGUCUUGUUGGAAAAUGGUCAUGAUUACAGAGUUGGCAACAAAAAGAACGCCUUUACUGAUACAACAGAAACUGAUGAUCAUGUACUUGGAGAAUUAGAGGACACCAUCAAGGCUCCAGGGACUGGGCUUGACCCAGUUUUAGGAUCUGCAUGUGAAACUACUUUACGAGAGCAAGUCAUGGUCUUUGAUGAGGAGGAUGAAACAUUUGAUGUUGAAGAGAUAUCCUUGUCCAAGCUAUCCCAAGAUCAUUUGGGCCAAACCAUUGGUAAAGAAAUUCCCAUUUCUAAGGACUUAUGUGUUGAGCCUACUGAUUCAGUUUCAUGCCACAAUUCAUUUUUCCUCUCUGAGAAUGAAGCUAAUGCAAGGAAUCUGAUUCCUCCCUGUGGACAAGCUUUAACUUCUAAGAUCCAUUCAACUAAGGAUAUGCUUGACAUGAUAGAUUAUCUUGCUGUUGAAGGUUUUGCUAAUGGAGAAAUUGUAAGGAAUGCUGUUUCUGCUGCCUUAAGUCAACAAGUUGCUGAAUUGAUAUCCGCAAAACGUAAUGAGAAAAAUGAAACCUUGAAAUUCUAUAAUGAAUAUGCUUGUAGCAUGAAUUAUGGACAAGUUCAAGAGUCUUUUUCUGAACAUGACCGGUUUACUGACAUUCUUGAUGACUUCUGGGGGAAUUUGUUUGACCUGCAUGGUAAAUUGACAGACAAAGGAAAGAUCAUAAGGUUGGACCUUCUUAUUGGGCUUGAUGUUGAGGAGAAGAUAAAAAACUGCCCAUGCUGUUUUGAUGGAACAUCUGGAGGACUAUGUGAUCGUUUCGAUCUUGUAAAUUUAAGUGCCAUGAAGACACCAUCUUUGUUUAGAAUCAAUAAUAGCAUGUGCCCUGAACAGGGAAAUUGCACAUUGCCUGCUGUUGUGGAGCUCAGAAGGUGCAUCAUGGACUCAUUCCUCCAGGAAGAUCAUACUCUAUUGAAGGAUGAUGAAGUAUCAUAUUUUGUUAUGGAAAAUGAUCAAGUACAAUAUGAAGUUCCCAUAUACGAAAAGUUUUACAGGGUUGCUAAAUCCAUUGGCAUGAAAAGCAACUGUACAUCUGACUGGGCCCCUUGUCCAUUGGAGGAGCUGAACACAAUGACAGUUUUGGUUCAAAAAUGUCCAUCACAGCAAGUAGCUCAACACGCUUCCAAGACAAAUGUUUAUUUCUCCUACAAUGAAUUGAAAGGGCUACUCUUGAAUUCUUUUCGGGGUUGUAUUUUGAAUAUAUCGGAGCUUGGGAAAUCUGAUUGGCUGUUCCAGUACAGAGACGGGUAUGAUGAGAAGCUUAUUGGCUUGGCUGCUGAAAUGGUGAUAUUUAGAGAUAUAUACCCAAACGGUUUAUUCAGUCCAAAUGUAGUAGUUGAUUCUGAUGGUAAAAUGUUCAAUGUUUGCACCUCGGUCCUGGGUUGUGGAGAUGCAUGUAUGUGGUUACCUAGUCUCGUUAUUAGCUUUGGUGUUUGGUGCAUUUCUCGAAUAUUGGAAAUUAUGCUUUCGGAGAAGCAACCUGUGAUGCGAGGGGAGUAUAGUAUGGUUCUUAAUCGCCUUCAGGGUAUUCUGGAUCCAGCAUUCCUGAAGCCUGUUCAACCUGUUCCCAUAUGCCCAUGCACUGACACUGUCCCAUCUGUGAGGGUGCCCGAUGCAAGCCAACGCACCAGUGCAGAAGCUGUGCUGAAGAAGCUGAUGGAAGUUGAGGCCUUCAUCUUUGGUCCAAAGUGCUAUGGAAUGUAUUGCCGUGAGAAGGAAAAGGAAGACCUGAAGAUGGUGCUGAACCGCUACAAGCUCUGGUUCUCCAAGGUGACGUCUCAGGAGUAGAUCUCCUUUCCAUAGUAUUUUAAUAAUAAUGAAUAAAAGCUGGACUCUGUGGCUGUGAACUGUGAUGACAGAUUUAUGUUUUCCUCUAUCAUCUAGUACCUGUAAUGGGUGCAACUUGGACAAAAGCUAUGUUGAUGCCAACUGUGGCAUCGGUGGUUGUGAACCGAAGCUUGUAAUAAUUUGACAAUGCCUGGAGCUUUCUGUUUAAAUGCUUGUGCUUCC
Panicum hallii is the source of this 5324-nucleotide messenger RNA. RefSeq lists its product as uncharacterized. The record is from RefSeq and is a predicted model, not a curated record. Lineage: Eukaryota; Viridiplantae; Streptophyta; Magnoliopsida; Poales; Poaceae. Bases 3021 to 5102 code for a protein of 693 amino acids. The transcript has 4 exons.